This is a messenger RNA of Mugil cephalus (flathead mullet), 4024 nucleotides long. RefSeq names its product solute carrier organic anion transporter family member 3A1a (gene slco3a1a). Lineage: Eukaryota; Metazoa; Chordata; Actinopteri; Mugiliformes; Mugilidae. The transcript is spliced from 10 exons. Gene Ontology annotation, cellular component: membrane. Gene Ontology annotation, molecular function: protein binding. The record is from RefSeq and is a predicted model, not a curated record. Gene Ontology annotation, biological process: transmembrane transport; sodium-independent organic anion transport; prostaglandin transport. The coding region runs from base 545 to 2656 and encodes 703 amino acids.
CUCUAGGGCCGUGCAUGUGCUUACAGAGGAGGAGAGUAGUAGAGAGAGGUGGGAGCGCAGAGACACACGGAGCAGUCGCUGUGCGUGGAGGACUAUGACAGACCGGAGUGGCCGGAGUUAGGAGGAGGAAAAAAAAGAAGCCGCCGAGCGGGAGCUUCACCUGUCACGAAAAACCCACGAAGACGCCACCGCGGCGCAAGCAUGCGAUUCGGCAGAAAUGUGCGCGCCCGUGCUUCACUUGUGCCUUCGCUAACACCUACGGGGAGUUCACAUGUUCCUGCGCGUCGUCGGGGAGGCAAUGUUUAGGCGCAGACGAGCGACGGAGCCCCGCGGAGUUUGGAUGUGCGUUUCGUAACGUUGGCCUGUCAGAUGAAAGAGAACUGUUGUUCGGCUCAGGAGAAACAGCGGCGAGCAGCGCCGGAGCGAAUGUAGCCUUCUGGGGGAAGUCGAAACACUGUACCUGCCGGCGGCGUCUUCCUGCGCUCGUCCCUCCUGCCAGCGUUCAGUCUCUCGCGAGUGCUGUGUGGGUAAACGUAGCAGUAGGAUGCAGGUGAAGAAGCACCGCGACUCGGACCGGAGCGGAGGGGACAUGCUGGAGGGGGACGGCCUCCGCAAGAGCCCCUCGUGCUUCUCAAAUAUCAAGAUAUUCUUGAUAUCAGAAUGCGCUCUCAUGUUGGCACAGGGCACCGUCGGAGCAUACCUGGUGAGCGUGCUGACGACCCUGGAGCGGCGGUUCAACCUGCAGAGCGCCGACGUCGGAGUGAUAGCCAGCAGCUUCGAGAUAGGCAACCUGGCGCUGAUCCUGUUCGUCAGCUACUUCGGGGCGAAAGCUCACCGCCCCCGGCUGAUCGGCUGCGGGGGCAUCGUCAUGGCGCUCGGCGCCCUCCUCUCCGCCCUGCCGGAGUUUCUGACGAACCAGUACGAGAUAGGGGAGAUGUGGAGGACCGACGCGGGCCGGGACGUUUGCUCCAACACCACCGGCAGGGAGGCCCAACAGGCCGAGGACCUCGUGUGCGCCAACAGGGCCAACACCAACAUGAUGUACCUGCUGCUGAUCGGGGCCCAGGUCCUGCUGGGGAUCGGAGCGACGCCGGUGCAGCCCCUGGGAGUUUCUUAUAUCGACGAUCACGUGAAGAAGAAAGACUCUUCCCUCUAUAUAGGAAUCCUCUUCUCUACACUGGUGUUCGGACCGGCCUGCGGCUUCAUCCUCGGCUCUCUCUGCACUAAGUUCUACGUCGACGCUAUCUUCAUCGACACCAGUCACUUGGGCAUCACACCAGACGACCCGCGGUGGAUCGGGGCCUGGUGGGCCGGCUUCCUCCUGUGCGGUGCCUUACUCUUUACCUCGGCUCUCUUCAUGUUCGGCUUCCCUCAGUCGCUGCCGACGAAGGAGAGAGAGGAGGGGGCAGAAAGCGAGCAGGUUAUGCUUCCUCCCUCUCAGAGCUCAGAGUACGAGGCUCCAAAGCCCAGCAAUGGAGUCACGCUCAACCACGAGCCUGCCAACAGCCCCACCUGCUGUCAGCAACUCAGGGUGAUCCCCAAGGUUACCAAGCACCUCCUGUCGAACCCAGUGUUCACCUGCAUCAUCCUGGCGGCCUGCAUGGAGAUCGCCGUCGUGGCUGGCUUUGCAGCCUUUCUGGGGAAAUACCUCGAACAGCAGUUCAACCUCACCACCACCUCAGCAAACCAGCUGUUAGGUAUGACAGCCAUUCCGUGUGCGUGUCUGGGGAUCUUCAUGGGCGGUCUGCUGGUGAAGAAGCUGAACCUCUCGGCUCUGGGAGCCAUCCGCAUGGCCAUGCUGGUCAACCUGAUCUCCACCGCCUGCUACGUCUCCUUCCUGUUCCUUGGGUGCGACACAGGUCCAGUUGCAGGAGUGACGGUGCCAUAUCCCAACGAGACGCUCCGGGUGGGCGAGAAACCCGAGGCUCAGUGCAACAGUCACUGCAGCUGCUUCACCUCCUCCAUCAGCCCCGUGUGCGGCUCCAACGGCAUCACCUACCUGUCCGCCUGCUUCGCCGGCUGCAGCCGGUCGGGAAUCUCAGAGGCCACGUCGAACAUCUCUCAGAACCUGACCGGAUGCACUUGUGUAUCUGCUGACAGUAAACUGGCCACGGCGAUCCCGGGGAAAUGCCCGAUGCCCGGCUGCCGGGAGUCAUUCCUCAUCUUUCUGUGCGUGAUCUGUGCCUGCAGCCUGGUUGGAGCGAUGGCCCAGACGCCCUCUGUCAUCAUCCUAAUUAGGACCGUGAGCCCUGAACUGAAAUCAUACGCGCUUGGAGUGUUGUUUCUUUUGCUACGACUCCUUGGAUUCAUCCCACCUCCCCUCAUCUUUGGUGCUGGGAUCGACUCUACUUGCCUGUUCUGGAGUACAGACUGCGGCGAUAAGGGCGCCUGCCUGCUGUACGACAACGUAGCUUACAGGCAUCUCUACGUGAGCCUCGCCAUCGUACUCAAAGGCGUCGCCUUCCUCCUCUACACCACCACGUGGUAUUGCCUGCGUAGGAACUACAAGAAAUACAUCAAAACCCACGAGGGCUUCCUGACGCCCACUGAGUUUUACCCGUCCCUCACUGACGGCCCCAAACUCGUGGACAGGACAAAGUUUAUAUAUAACCUAGAGAACCAUGAGUUCUGUGAAAAUAUGGAGUCCGUUUUAUAGUUUGCAAGUCAAAGAAAACUAAAAGGACAAUGUGGACAUUCAAGAGAUUUUCUUUUAGGACUUCAUUCUUCUUUCCUUGAAAGAAUAAAACAAAAUGUUUUGGUUCUAUUUAACAGCCCGUUCAGGUCACAGAAAAUGUUGCUCUCCACCGUGUUCCACAUCUUCGAAAGGGUCCAUUGUAGUCGUUUACAUAGCAGCGAAGUUGGUGUUCAAGUGUUGCCAGUGAAUUCCUGUGUUGACUUGGAGAUAGAGGACAACCCCAGUUCUGUGGGGCUCAGUCCUUGAUGUUUCUUAGCGAGUGGACACGAUGCUACUACAUCUAGAGUUGCCAUAUUGUUUGUAGGUCUGUCAUGAUUCCAGUGAUCUGAGUGAAAAAUGACAGUUUCCUUUUCACUGUGUGUGUUCUGUCUGUCACUCUCAAAAAUGAGAUCGUUUUGGGUGGUUCCCUGGUUAUUUAAAAGUUGCCAAGUGUUUACAGACUAAUAGUUAAUCAGUCACUGCAUUUUAUUCCGAUGCAGGAGGGGUUUGUCAUAUAAAGAGAACUGAAGCCCCCUGGCUGGGUUCUUAUAGUGGCCUAUUAGACGUUUUCACUGUUCUUGUUCUCUUGCUGUAUCGUAGACACAGUUUUUGAUACUGCUUAGACUAGACUGUCAAGUCUUGUCACAUAGGUGCAAUUCAUAUUUGAUAUGUUUAUGACUAGUGCGACUAGUUAUAGGAGUUACCAUGUUUGUUUUCACAUCUGCAGCGUUUAUUCAACCUAACAUGUCUUAAUAAGGGAGUAAUUAAAUGAGAAUGUUAAUUGUAAUUUCUUUUUUUUUUCUUUUUUUUUUUUUUGGCCUCUGCCCAGAGUGGAAGGGCAAAAGAGAAAAUGUAAGAAGUAAUAUUUUGAUGUGUUUUGACAUUCGCGUUAAAGAGGUUAUGGGUAAUGUAUUUCAUUAGUCCCAAAUGGUUUUAUUAGAUUGUGUUUGAAAGGAAAGUAUAAAUUCUAUAUAUAUAUAAUCUAAUUAUCCGGGGUAUAUGUGUGUGUCUGAAGUCACAAAAAGAUUUGGGAUUUUUUUUGGAAUUCAUAUGAUGAAAGUAGUAUACUGGGGCAAAAAGAAACAAUCCGUGUCUUCAUGCUAGGCCGGUAAUAGUUGACAUAAAGGUUACAGAAACGUUACAUGAGGCUGUACGUGCAAGGUCAAACUACGUGAAGAGCACUGAAUUUAUUCCUAUUUGAACUCCUCAAAGAGACUCUGCACACAUGACUUGCUACUCUACUGAUCUCUCUGCAGUUACAGUUUGGACAUUGUCCCUUUUCUUACACUUUUUGUAUGGCACCAUAUCGUUUAUUUUACUCUGGAAAUAAAUUAUUUUUCAGAAAAUUCA